AUGACCCUAAAUCGUUUUGAGAGGCCCAAACCAUUAGUUGUGAGCAACGGGAAAGGCCUGGUGGCUGGAACAACUGAACCUUUCGUUGUGCAUUCAGGAAUGGAUGCGCUAAGAAAAGGCGGGACUGCAAUGAAUGCUUGUUUGGCGGCAGCUCUUGCAGGUAUCCAAAAAGUUUGGAUCUUUUUCAUAGCUCCCUGACUAAUUGUUCCUUGCCCAUAUGUUAAAUCUAUAAUCAUGAAAACUUUAAAACAGGGAGCGUGGGCAGAUGACUAGGGAAAUGGGGCGAUGUUAAUUUGAUUAUCUCCAUUUGUGAUUUCAUCGUGUCAUCAACAUUUAAGAAGACAGAUUUGGUUUUACAAAAUGGACAAUAUCUUCAUUACUUUAACAUCAGCAUUAGCUCCACUUACUCCCCCCAGCCCGCAACCCCCUCACCAACACACACACACGAGGGUGAUACGGGACCCCUAUAAUGGCCCAUACGGGAUGGUUCCGUUCGUUUCGUUCCCCCUUUUUUAAGCUUCAGGUAUAUGAAAGGUUGGCGUUUAACGAAUUGAUGUAUACUAUAGUAUCCGAAAGAAUAAUCUCUCACUUAGGCAUUUAAAAAGAGUUUAUGGCUGUGUUUUUGUAAAAAAAAAAAAAAAAAAAAAGCUUUUGUUUUGCCAAUUUGGAAUAGAAUAGAAUAGAUUGAGAGUAUUGAGUAAUGUCCCAUUCAUUUUCGUUAUAGAGAUUACCCUAGCAACAGGUUCCUACGUUUCGUACGCUGGUGUUACUCAAAUCCUUUAUUACGAGAAAUCUUCUACUAGAGUGUUCAGUAUAAUUGGUGGCUGGAAUACUCCUCUUCACGGGGACCCGUCUCAGAUCCCUAAGGUCCACACCACUGGAAACAAUGGUGCAUCAGUCCUCGUUCCUGGAUUCAUUGCCGGCGUUGUUGAUGCUGCCCAGAAGUUUGCAAAGUUCCCUUUGGAAACCUUAUUUGAGCCUGCUUUAUUUUUCUCUGAAAAUGGUUUCAAAAUGUCCGCUGAGUUGGCGAAUUCGAGAGGCCGCUCAACACAUGAUAUAAUGGUCGUAAGGUUUUCGUGUCCGGAAACGACUGGGGUGGAGUUGAAUUGA
Porites lobata is the source of this 1110-nucleotide messenger RNA. NCBI's taxonomy places the organism in Eukaryota, Metazoa, Cnidaria, Anthozoa, Scleractinia, Poritidae. The record is from the annotation of a GenBank genome assembly.